CGUAACUACGUUUUUUUUUUUCCCAAGCACGCACGCACGCAACACAGCAGCCAUCAUCUUGAAGUUCAGAUUAAGAUGGCGGACAAACCAGUGGCACUGGCUGAGAAAAGGCUUUUGGAUGUCAAGCUUGGGCAAGUGCCGUCAUGGCUUGGAACAAGAGACUUCACCCCAAAUGGACUUCUUGGUGGAGUUCGCAGAGGGUAUGAGCGAUAUUACAACAAAUACAUCAAUGUGAGGAAAGGUGGUAUUGGUGGGGUUGCCAUGUUCAUUGCUGGUUAUGUUGCCCUGAGCUACCUUUGGGAGUAUGAUCACAUCAAGCACGACAGGUGGAGGAAGUACCACUGAAACCCAAUGGACCAGCAGACCACUGAAAUCUUUUGUCUGCCACUGUGUGAUCACCACAACUCUCAGCUUUCUCUGUUUGUGACAAAGAAUAAAAUUAAAUGUAUUUAA
Molecule: messenger RNA, 453 nt
Organism: Xyrauchen texanus (razorback sucker)
Lineage: Eukaryota; Metazoa; Chordata; Actinopteri; Cypriniformes; Catostomidae
Product: ATP synthase subunit f, mitochondrial-like
Exons: 4
Coding region: 76-345 (89 amino acids)
Biological process (GO): proton motive force-driven mitochondrial ATP synthesis
Molecular function (GO): proton-transporting ATP synthase activity, rotational mechanism
Source: RefSeq, a predicted model, not a curated record